Messenger RNA from Fusarium graminearum PH-1, 1644 nucleotides. RefSeq lists its product as uncharacterized. Gene Ontology annotation, cellular component: nucleus. The record is from RefSeq and is a predicted model, not a curated record. Lineage: Eukaryota; Fungi; Ascomycota; Sordariomycetes; Hypocreales; Nectriaceae. The transcript is spliced from 3 exons. Gene Ontology annotation, molecular function: zinc ion binding; transcription cis-regulatory region binding; DNA-binding transcription factor activity, RNA polymerase II-specific. Gene Ontology annotation, biological process: positive regulation of transcription by RNA polymerase II. The coding region runs from base 1 to 1644 and encodes 547 amino acids.
AUGACAGGGCAUGGAAAGACAGCGUGUUGUUGGACAUGCAAAAUCAGGCACGUCAAAUGCGACGCUACACCGUCGGAAUGUCUUCAAUGUACCAGUAGGCAGGUCCAUUGUCAUGGAUAUGGUCCAAUGCCAUUGUGGAUGGACGGAGGCGAAAAUGAAAAGCAUGAGAAACAGCGUAUCAAACUUGCUAUAAAGAAGAGUGUUAGAGAGAGAAAGAGUCUCCAGGCACGUCAACGCAGAGGCCAUAAUCGAGUCAUACGUCGAGAACGGAAGGUAUCAAAAACGGCUGAAGAGGGCACACAACUCAACAUAAUUUCUCAAAAAAAUUCGGGCUCAGCAGCGACAUCAUCUUCAGCAUUGACUCGUCAAUCCUUGCAAAGCCAAGUCCUCUCAGGACAAUCAUUCGCUAAACCCCUUGGAUAUGACGAAGCCGAUCUUCUGAUGCACUACCUGGAUCAUGUUUUCCCCUAUCAGUACCCAUUUUUUGACAAAGGAAAAUGGUCUCGAGGAUGGCUUCUGUGGCUUCUAAGCAAGAAUGGGCCCCUCUGUCGAGCAGCACUGGGUCUUGCAGCUUUGCACAAGCGAUCAUUGCUGGGUGAGACAAAUAACCAUCACAUUGAACUGGAGUUUCACACCAAAGCGGUCAGGCAGCUCCAGGACUUUCUUUCGUCCGUCGAUGUAAAUGAACUCCGGCCCGACAAUGAGAUUCUAGUGGAGAUCAUCGCUUGCAGUAUAUCACUUGUCCUACGAGGUAGUGCCGCGGACUGGCAACCACACUUAUCUGCCAUGGCGUCCAUCGCAGUCAAGAUACAUAAUCAGCCUCGGUUUCAUCAAUCGUCAGAUCAGCUUAUCGUUGGAAGUAGAGCUACGGCUGCUAUGGCGUUCCAAAUUCCGGUCCUACUUUGGAUAGACUUACUGGCUUGUGUAGCGACUCGAGAAGCCCCCAAACUUCCGUACACUGAGUGGCUGGGACCAAGUUGCAACUUUGAACUUGCACAUAUAAUGGGUUGCCACAACUCAGUCAUGAAGUCCAUAGGAGACUUGGCUGUUUUAAGUCGGUGGAAGGCCAAUUCUACCCUAACAGAUAGUCUUGAUAUCAAGGAAUUUGACAAGGCAAGACAAAACAUCGAUGAUGAUCUAGAAAACGUCAUGGAUUCAACACCCAUGGCCUUUAUAGAAGUUCGAGGACAAUCACCCACUUUUGUGCCGAGCCAAUCGUCUAACCAAGCGAAAUCAGAGCAGCCAUCUGGUCAAGAUUGCGUCACUCGCAUAUUCGCUGCGGGCGCAUUAGCCCAGCUCGAAGCCGUGAGCGUUGAAGCUUCAAAGGAUAAAAUGCCAACUCGAAUAAGAAGGGCCGUGAGUCGAGUGAUAUUGGAGAUCAAAGUGGCAAACCAAUUAAUCUCUCCUCGACAGUUGAGCUGGCCUAUAUGCGUUGCUGGCUGUCUAGCUGAUCCAGACCAGCAGCCAUUCUUCGAAAAAUUACUGGAUAGUGUGAUAGUCAAAGAAACUGGUAUGAUAGGAAACUGCGGGACUGUUCGUGACAUAUUGAGAGCGUGUUGGAAGAAUAGGGUUGAGAAGCCGGAUGAACAUUGGGACUGCAGUAGUACCAUGCAGCAGAUGGAUGUAUGUGCCCUUUUACUAUGA